AAUACGUCACGGGGGCUUUUUACUGUUGCUGUCGCAUUAUCUGAAGUGGCUAACCACAGAGCUAACUCUUUCGCCGGAAUAUGAACAAAGCAUAUGUGAGAAAAUAUAAUUAUUCGGUAUUCUAAGCGUCUGAAAAUAGCUUGAGUUUAGUUCUGACACUUCUGUCGUUACUGUUGUAAACUUCUGACAGACUGAACGUGUACCUGGAUUAACGUUAGCUAACGUUAUCUCUCAAGCAGGUAAUUGGGAUUAGCUAGCUAGCUAGGUUGCUAGCUACACAUCGACUGUGAUAACAGAAGAGAGCUAUGGAAGAGACGACUACUAUAGAAGUCACAGUGAAGACUCUGGACUCCCAGAGCAGGAGUUACAAAGUGAGAGGAGAGCUGACUGUGAGGGAGUUUAAGGAGCACAUCGCUGCCUCAGUGGAAAUCCCAGUGGACAAGCAAAGACUCAUCUACCAGGGCCGUGUGCUGCAGGAUGAUAGGACUUUGACUGAGUACAAUGUGGAUGGUAAAGUCAUCCAUCUUGUGGAGCGUGCCCCUCCUCAGACCACUCAGUCGGGUGGUGGCGGCGGCGGCGUGCCGGGCUCAUCUGGGGGUGCGGAGGGCAGUUCCGCCUCAGCCUCCUCCACCUCCGGCCCCCAGGGCGGCCCACAUGAUCGCAAUGGCAACAGCUAUGUCAUGCUGGGCACUUUCAACCUGCCCGUCAACAUCAUGGACCCCCAGCAGAUCCAGAUGUCUGUGCAGCAGAUGAUGGCUGGAGUUGGAGAGGCGGGCCGCUCAACCCGUGUAAGCACCAGCACCGGGAGUAAUGGUUCAGUGGACUUGCACAUCAAUUUGGACCAAUCAGUGCAGAGCGAGCCCAGACUCCGGCUGCAGCUGGCUGAGAAUUUGCUGAGAGACAUCCAAUCAGUGAUCAACAGACUAGAGGGCCAGCAGCCUGAGGCAACUGCCAAUCAGGCCCCUGCACCUGAAGCAUCAGCCAAUCAGGCCCCUGCACCUGAAGCAUCUGCCAGUCAGCCCUCAGCACCGCCUCCGUCCUCCUCUCCUGCUGCUCAACCAAUGGACACCUCUCCUCCAGCCCCCCCACCAGCUACAGACUCCACCACUGCCACCUCCUCCUCCUCCACCACCACCUCUUCCUCCUCCACCUCCUCCUCCUCCUCCACCACUACCACUCAGACAGAGGGAACCGCCCCAUCUGGACCCAAUCACCCCAGCCCUGCUGAGCUGGUGGAGGUCCUGUCAGAGGUGAGGAGGCUUGAGGAGCGCCUUCGUCCAUUUAUGGAGAGAACCCACUCCAUCCUGGGAGCAGCCACCUCUGCCGACUACAACAACAAUACACAGGAGCGAGAGGAGGACCAACGCACGCUCAACCUCGUGGGGGAGUCCCUGCGUCUCCUCGGUAACACGCUGGUCAACCUGAGCGACCUGCGCUGCAACCUGUCUGCUCAGCCCCCCCGCCAUCUCCACGUGGUGCGGCCCAUUUCCCACUACACCUCCCCUGUCCUGCUGCAGGGUGGAGUGCCCCACAUCCCCAUUCCGAUGAACCUUGGGACUUCAGUUACAAUGACGUCCAAUGGGAGACUUGCCACUGACGGGCAACCCCAAUCCACUCAACCUACCAGCCAAUCAGAUCAGCAGAACCAGGGUCAGGCCCCACCCCAACAGCCCAAUGCCACCAAUCAGCAGGGGCAGCCUCAGGCUGGGCCACGGGUCAUCAGAAUCACACACCAGACCAUGGAGCCAGUCGUCAUGAUGCAGAUGAACCUGGAUGAUUCAGGUGUGGGGCCACAGGCAGCGGGUCAACCAAACGCCUCCGCCGCCGGACAUGCAGGUCUCCCCCCUGAGUUCAUGCAGGCUAUCGUGCACCAGAUCUCCCAGCAGGCCGCUGCCAUGGCAGCCGCCGCCUCAGCCGGCCACCCGGGCGGCCACCCAGGCGGCCACCCGGGCCAGCAGCAUGUGCAUGUGCCCCCGACCGGGGAGGCUCCCGUGCCCCCACCCCACCCCCACCCCCACGCCCGGGUGGUCAUCACGCGGCCAUCCUUCGCCCCGCGCAUCCCGCAGCCCACCACCAGGACAGCCACCAUCAACCUGAGGGCAAGUGUGCCCACCCCCGCCCCAGGACAGCAACCUGGACAGCAGGGUGUUCCUGGAGCCCCCUCUCCUCUCAGUCAGAUGGUAUCAGGCCUGGUGGGGCAGCUGCUCCUGCCGGUCCAAACAGGUGAACCCACGUCCAGCUCCUCCUCCUCCUCCUCUCAUUCCUUUUCCUUCUCCACCUCCUCCUCCUCCUCUUCCUCCUCCUCCUCUUCUUCUUUCUCCAAUACAGCUGCUCCUCCUCCUCCCACCACCCCCAACACCCAGAGCAGCGGGACCUCAGAGGGCGGCCCCCAGCCUCCGGAGGGGGCGGGGCUGCCCCAGGAAGGCGGGGCCGUGGAUGGGAAUCUGGCCCAGCUAUUGGGUUCUUUGCUGGGGGGCGUGGCUGCUGCGGGAGGGGCGGGACAAGGAGCCUCCCCAUCCAUCACAGUCACUGUGCCUGGAGUCCCUGCCUUCCUGCAGGGCAUGUCUGAGUUCAUGCAGGCCAACCAGCCGGUCUUCCCUCCCCCGGGACAGCAGCCGCCUCCUCCAGCCUCCUCCUCCGCACCCCCACCCACCACCGCCCCCCCACCCUCCUCCUCCCAGCAGCCAUCCGCCCCACCGCCGCCGUCUGCAGCGCCCCCUGGUGGCGAGACGCUGAGCCCGGAGCUGUUCACGGGCAUCGUGCAGGGCGUGCUCUCCACGCUGCUGGGCUCCCUGGGGGCCGGAGGGGGCAGCAGCGAGAGCAUCGCCCAGUUCAUCCAGCGCCUCUCCCAGACCAGCAACCUCUUCACGCCUGGCUCUGGAGACGCCGUCGGGUUCUUUGGCGAUUUGCUGUCCCUGGUGUGUCAGAGCUUCUCCAUGGUUGACAUGGUGCUCCUGUUGCACGGCAACUCGCAGCCCCUCAGCCGCAUCCAGCCGCAGCUCAGCGCCUUCUUCAGAGAGCACUACCUGCAGGGCCGCGAGCCGACCGACCCCAACAUCAACACUGCCUCUGAGGAGCUCAUCAAUGGCCUUGAGGAAUACGUCGCCGAGAGCUUUGCCUCGGUGACCGUGCGUGAGGGGGUGGACAUUGUACAAACCAACUUGUCCUUCUUACGCCAGCAGUUUACUCGCAUGGCUACACACAUCUUGCGCUGCACAGACCACACCUUUGGCCCACGGCUUCUGUACAUGUGCACCCAGGGCCUGUUUGAGUGUCUGGCUCUCAAUCUGUACUGCCUGAGAGGAGAGCAGAGAGCCCUCACCGCUGUCAUCAACCACCGCAUCAGGAGGAUGUCUGCGGAGGUGAACCCCAGCCUGGUGAACUGGCUCACCAGCAUGAUGACCAUGAGGCUGCACGUGAUCCUGGAGCACAACCCUGUACAGGAGGCUGACAUCAACCAUUACGUCAUACACACACAGACUGAAGCAACCCAGAGGGUGGAAUCAGAUGUCCAGGCCGAACAGCAGGCUGACAGUCAGAAUGUAGAGAUGGAGGAGACCAUGUCCCCAGCUCCUGCCACCACAGCAGAGGAGGCCAUGUUGACCUCUGCAGACGCAGCUGAGGGCACGGGGUCACGCCGGGCAUCGUCAGGGGAGACCAGGGAGACCAGAGGAUCCAUUCCCAUGGCAGCAGCUGGGAGAGAGGAGACGGGGGCAGAGGUCGAACCCUGGGUUGCAUCUGUCCCACCGGAAUGGGUGCCCAUCAUCAGGCAUGACCUUCUGUCCCAGAGGAAGAUGAAGGCGCAGCCUCCUUUGUCCGAUGCCUACCUUCAUGGCAUGCCAGCCAAGAGAAGGAAGACGGCCCAGGGUGAUGGCCCCCACCUCUCCCUGUCUGAUGCGGUGAGCCGCGCCGCCCGGGCUGCAGGUGUGAGGCCCGUCACCACUCCAGAGAGCCUGCAGGGGGAGCUAGAGGCUCCAGAGUUGCAGCAAGCCUACAGUGAACAGGUAACUUACCAGUCCAGUCUCCACCGAUCACGUAUAACUGAGCAGGCAACCAAAAUAAAAGACAAGAACAGUUGUAGAGUGUUGCAGAGAGUUGUUGCUAUGUAAGAAGAAACAAAUGACAAGAUGAACUGUGUCAG
Messenger RNA from Clupea harengus (Atlantic herring), 4141 nucleotides. RefSeq names its product BCL2 associated athanogene 6, like (gene bag6l). Bases 306 to 4109 code for a protein of 1267 amino acids. The transcript is spliced from 24 exons. Gene Ontology annotation, cellular component: BAT3 complex. NCBI's taxonomy places the organism in Eukaryota, Metazoa, Chordata, Actinopteri, Clupeiformes, Clupeidae. Gene Ontology annotation, biological process: ERAD pathway. The record is from RefSeq and is a predicted model, not a curated record. Gene Ontology annotation, molecular function: misfolded protein binding; polyubiquitin modification-dependent protein binding.